Molecule: messenger RNA, 3577 nt
Organism: Diuraphis noxia (Russian wheat aphid)
Lineage: Eukaryota; Metazoa; Arthropoda; Insecta; Hemiptera; Aphididae
Product: ATP-binding cassette sub-family F member 1
Molecular function (GO): ATP binding; ATP hydrolysis activity
Source: RefSeq, a predicted model, not a curated record
CCGACUGCCGAUUAGAGAGGUAAGCCUUCGCCACUCCGCCGACCACCGUGCGUGACUUUUCCAGUUGCCGACUUUCCGUCGUAAUUCCCGUCGCGUUUCCGAAUUUUUGUACACACUUGGUAGUUUUUYUAUUUGUUCCUGAUCAUGCCGCCUAAGAAGUCGAAGAAAACUAACAAACACAAUCAGGAUUGGUCUGGCGACGACGACGAUUCGAUUGAUAUAUUAGCUGCUGCCAAAAUAAAUGAUGAUGCAACAGUUGAAGAACCUGUGCAACCUACCCGUGGUAAUAAGACUUCUAAAAAAAACAAAAAAAAGAACAAAAAUCAAGAUUGGGAAGAUGAAUCUGAAGAUUUAGUAGAUAUUGUAGCCGCCUCAACAGUAAAUGAUGUUGCAACUAUCCAUGAGUCGUCUCAACCCAAUCGUGGGAAUAAAAUUUCUAAAAAAAACAAAAAKAAAAAUAAAAAUCAAGAUUGGKAUGAAGAAUCUGAAGAUUUAGUUGAUUUAUUGGCAAACACAAAAUUAAAAGAUGAUGAUUUUGACGAUGUUGAAGAAAUCCCACAGCCAAUUCGUGGAAAUAAGAUCUCAAAAAAGAACAAGAAAAAAAAUAAAAAUCAACAACAAGAUUUGGAGGAAGACUCUGCAGUUGAUAAUGAUAUUGAUUUUGAUAAUGAUGAUGAAGAUGUUAACAUUUUGCCUGUGGUUUCAAUUCCACCCACUGAAGAAGUCACGGACGAUAAACGGUCAAAGAUUCCAACAGGAAAAAUUUCAAAAAAAAAUAAAAGGAAAAAGAAAGAUUUUGAUUUGGAAGAAGAUGAUAAUGGCACACAGGAUUACGUUGUAGAACAAGCUGCCAAUACCGACGAUCAUCUGACAGUAGUAGAAAACAAUAAAGAGCAAGUCGAAAACAUCACCGCCGAUCAUGAAGACAUCAGUGUACCAACGGUUAUACCAGAUCAAGAUUUAGGUGAUGAAGAUAGCGUUGAUAUAGACGAGGAGCUGGAAGCUGCAAAGCUCGCAGGAAAAAAAAAGAAAUCGAAAAAAAACAAAAAGAAGACAAAUGAAGAUGAUAACAUCCUUAUGGAGACGCCGACAGUUGAUGUGACGGUGGAUGACAAUGAGAGCAAUAGGUCUGCUAUUAAUACCGAAGAAGUUGAUUUGGAAGCAAAAUGUAGUAUCGAAAAUAAGGAUAUCCCCGUUGAACAGUAUGCUAAUGUUGUAGCUGAAGCCGAGGAUGCAGUGGUGAUGUCCAUUAUUGCUGAUGGCAAAAACGACGGUAAUAUGGGCCAACUUCUAGACGAGACUGUCUCGGAGAUUGUAAAAGUACCCAAAGAAAAGUCAAAAUCUAAAGUCGUAAACAAAUCGGAUAAAUUGUCACAUAAAGAGAAGAAAAAAAUGAAAAAAGAGAUGGAGUAUCAGAAACAAAUGGAUUUGAUGACCAAAAAAGGGGGUCAAGGCCACAGUGAGUUGGGUGCCAACUUCUCGGUGUCACAAAUUCAAAAAACAGCAGGUCAGCUAGCGGCCAUGGAGCACGCCGUUGACAUCAAGAUCGAUAGCUUUAGCAUCGCGGCCAAGGGUCAGGACUUGUUCGUCAACGCCAGCUUGCUGAUUGCCCACGGCCGUCGGUACGGUUUGGUUGGACCAAACGGGCAUGGUAAAACGACACUACUUAGACACAUUGCCGAGCGGCUGUUUGACGUACCACCAGGUAUUGACAUCCUAUACUGCGAACAGGAAGUAGUGGCUGAUGAAACAACAGCAGUUAAGGCCGUACUUAGAGCGGAUACGCGAUGUACAGAACUGUUAGCUGAGUGUAAAAGACUGGAGGAAGCUCAAGAAAAAGGCGCGGGUGAAGACGUAACUGAAAGACUAAAUGAAGUAUACGAUGAGCUUAAGGUGCUCGGAGCUGACUCAGCUGAACCACGAGCUCGGCGCAUACUUGCCGGUCUAGGUUUCUCCGCGGCCAUGCAGGAUCGAGCCACCAAAGACUUUUCGGGAGGCUGGCGGAUGCGUGUGUCCCUUGCCCGGGCCCUGUUUUUGGAACCUACGUUGUUGUUACUCGACGAACCGACUAACCAUUUGGAUUUGAAUGCUGUCAUUUGGCUAGACAAUUAUUUACAGGGAUGGAAGAAAACUUUGUUAGUCGUUUCUCACGACCAGAGCUUUUUAGACAACGUGUGUAACGAAAUCAUUCAUUUGGACCAAAAGCGAUUGUUCUAUUACAAAGGUAAUUACAGUAUGUUCAAGAAAAUGUAUUCCCAGAAAAAAAAAGAAACCAUCAAAGAGUAUGAGAAACAGGAAAAACGGCUGAAAGAAAUGAAACAACAAGGUCAAUCCAAGAAACAAGCUGAAAAAAAACAAAAAGAAGUAUUGACCCGUAAACAGGAAAAGAACAAGGGCAAACCGGGUAAAAGUGCUGGUAUGGAUGAUGAUGACAACGCUGAACCCACGCMGUUAUUACAAAAGCCCAGAGACUACAACGUUAAAUUUUCAUUCCCCGAUCCCAGUCCAUUACAGCCACCUAUAUUGGGUCUACACAGUAUGAGUUUCGCAUAUCCCUCUCAAAAGCCGUUAUUUAAGAACGUCGAUUUUGGUGUUGACCUCAACUCCCGUGUAGCUAUUGUCGGGCCUAACGGCGUGGGCAAGUCGACGUUCCUCAAGCUUUUGACCGGUGACUUGCAGCCUAGCGACGGUGAAAUGCGAAUGAAUCAUCGGAUGAAACUAGGAAAGUUCGAUCAGCAUUCUGGUGAACAUUUGACAGCCGAAGAGACACCUGCCGAAUAUCUGAUGCGGUUGUUCGACCUUCCGUACGAGAAAGCGCGCAAGCAGCUGGGUACUUUUGGGCUGGCUGGUCACGCACACACUAUCCGCAUGAAGGACUUGUCCGGUGGGCAAAAGGCCCGUGUCGCACUAGCUGAACUCUGUCUGAACGCUCCAGACGUCAUUAUACUGGACGAGCCUACAAAUAACUUGGACAUUGAAUCUAUUGACGCUCUAGCAGAAGCAAUAAAUGAUUACAAAGGAGGUGUCAUAAUUGUAUCUCACGACGAACGGCUGAUCCGUGACACAGAAUGCACACUAUGGGUUAUCGAAGACCAGACCAUCAAUGAAGUGGAUGGUGACUUUGAUGACUACCGAAAGGAGCUGUUGGAGUGUCUGGGCGAGGUGAUCAACAGUCCAAGUAUCGCAGCCAACGCAGCCGUCGAACAGUAAUGUCAAUCCUGAUGUCGUCUCAUCGAUUAUUAAUUAUAUUUAAUAAUUUUGGUUGCAUGUACGGGCACAUCAGAUACUUGUAAUUAUAUUGUUGUCUUUGUCGUAUUUGUGAUAAUGUUAUCGUCAUAGUCGUAUGACAUACUCUAAUUCCUAUUUACGUGCCUUGUUUACUCACAAUAUAUUUGAUGAAUAAAUAUAUAAAACAUAAACUAAUGUAUUUGACAAUUGUAAUGUGCCUACAAUAAUAUAUUUUGGCAAUUGUGUUUGCAAAUACCAUUAAAAUCUUUAUAAAUUAUUGUAACUACAUCAAUUUAAACUUACUCUACCACUGUGAAAAAAAGAAUGAGUAUAUUAUAUGAAGUGUUAU